Zerene cesonia (dogface butterfly) is the source of this 5604-nucleotide messenger RNA. It is a transcript of the gene Mrtf, whose product is annotated as actin cytoskeleton-regulatory complex protein pan1. NCBI's taxonomy places the organism in Eukaryota, Metazoa, Arthropoda, Insecta, Lepidoptera, Pieridae. The record is from RefSeq and is a predicted model, not a curated record. The coding region runs from base 433 to 2877 and encodes 814 amino acids. The transcript has 6 exons.
UUAUUUGCGACAGUAACACUGUUGUCAAAAUUCAAUAUGGCAGAAAAGUAUACAGUAAAUAACUACCUAUAUAUUUAAAUCAUUUUAAAGAUAGUAAAAUAGUGUGUGACGUGGUGUAACGGAAAAUCAGUGAAUUUGGGACUGGAUUAAGUAAUACAAAUCAAGAAGAUACAUGUCACCAAUAUUCUCAUAACAGAGAGCAGAUCGUCGUGCGGCGGUGGCGGUGGGUCGGAGGGGGAAGAGCGUACGUCGUGGCGGGUCACGCUGGACCACGACCUGGUGGAGACACUUAGUGCGAUAUACCCCGAGUGGUUCAAGCAACCGCGACGCGAUCGCAGCCGGGCCGCCUCCCCCACCUCGCCCCUGCCCGCGUCGCCUAACACGCCGGCAACCUCGCCUGAAGAGGAUAUCUUCAGUUCUGGUGCGGAGGACAUGGCCGGUCGUCAAGCCAGCAGCAGCGGCGCGAGUGAGCCGCCGAGCUCGCCGCCGCGUGUGUCUCCCCCGAAGGUUGUCGUUGACGACAGCCCACUACAGCCUGCUAUGGGAAAACAUAAAGAAUCAUUGAAGGUGAAACUCAUGAUGCGGCGCCCUAUUAACCAGUUGGUGGCUCAAGGCAUCAUGCCACCUUUAAAAACCCCUCCUGCGCAUUUUAAACAACUCAUGCAAUUAGAGAGAGCAAAAACAGGGGAUUUGCUCAAAGCAAAGAUCCAGAGUCGACCAGAUCGACGAGAACUUGAACGCAGACAUAUUUUAGAACAAGAGAGCCAUGUAGAUCCAAGUUUGGCAGAAAAGCAACGCAUGCUGAAAAAGGCUCGAUUGGCGGAUCAAUUAAACGAUCAGUUGUCGCAUCGACCUGGUCCACUUGAAUUAAUAAAGAAGAAUAUACUACAUACAGAAGAGAAUAUUGAAACGGCAGUCAAAAGUGGAAGUCUCGCAUUUAAGGCGACAAGUGAAGGUGCUUCGGGGCGACCUCAACAUCCAUCUUCUUAUUGUGGCCCUCCUGAUGAAGUUUCUCCGUCUCCUUCACCACCUUCAACUUUAUCACCCGUCAGUGUAACGUCGACGCCACAGCAUCCUGCGCCCGGCAAAGAGAAGUGUCGCAAAAAGACGAAACAGAAGGAGAAAAUAAAAUCGCGUUUCAAGUUCCACGAAUAUAAAGGUCCUCCGAACGCGCAGAAGUCCUGUUCCCCGCCUGGUUCGGUGGAGACACCAUAUGAAUUACUGCUCCAACAGCAACAACUUUUAUUACAACUAAUGCUGCCUGCAUCUCCAGCUCCAUCGUCUACGUCUAUAGCUUCAGAUUCUUCAGAUGCUUUGUCAGUUCCACCACCUCCUCCACCACUCCCUUCGACAAUGGGUCCACUUUCUUGCGCAGCCCGUUUCGAAGACAUGAAAGUAUCCGAUUUACGUGCAGAAUGCAAACGACGGAAUUUACGUGUUUCUGGUCCAAAACCACAGCUCAUUGACCGUUUGCGACCUUAUUUGAAAGAAAUGCAAGAAGAGUCACCUAGAUCGCCUGUAUCAAUAGCGUCGCCUGAAUCGAGAACUGAGCCGGAACAGUCAGAGGACAUAGUUCAAUCGCAAAGGCGGCUCAUCGAAGAACUGGAGCGCCAAUUGGAAGAAUCAAGACAGCAGCUGGAAGCUGUGAGACGGGAAGCAGCCGGAGCUGCCGCUAGUGAUCAAAGCAGGCGGCUGCUUCAAGCCCAUCUAUGUGUCACGCAGUUGCGAGCGAAACUUGACGCUCUUCAGCAACCUCCAGCCCCCAAUCCGCCUCAACCGCGAUACGUUAUCGCUACGCCAGACACUGCCCCUGAUAGAUUAGUACGUCUCUUUACAGUAACUCCGCCAACCACUGAAGUGACAACCGAUAAUUCUCAAACAAAAACUGCAAAUCCAGCUUAUAUCUUAAAUGGUGUGAAGGUUGUGCCUAUAGCGAUUCUACCGACCACUCACUAUGAACCAGAACGAACUGCACCCCCACCACCACCACCUCCCCCUCCGCCUCCACCUCCACCAAUGCCACAAACACCUCUUUCCAUUCACGAUAGCGCUGAAGACAGUCAAAUCAUGGAUGAUGUUCUCGAAAUACUUGUUGAAAAUGGCGAACUACCUCCAUCUGCUGUUAAUGACGUUGCCUCAAAUAGGUCUAUCGACACCGGCUAUCUAACGGCAAGUCCCAGUGAUUUCACUCCAACUGAUGUAUUGACAGAUGAUGUUCUCAGCGAUUCACAUGUACGUGACUCGUUGGCCGCCGACGAGUUACAAAGAGAAUUGAACGAGAUUCAAAAUGAAAUUCUGGGCCACGGCGAUUUGAGCAGCGUCACAGAUAUGACGAAUAGAUGUGACGUCGAUCCGAACGGCAUAGAUCACGAUCUAAACGUCGAUAUGUUGGCGACUAAUGAGUUCAACACUAAUUUCGCGCAUUGUGAUUCGUCGUCUGUGAAUGACGACUUUUUCGGAAGACUUCUAGCGGGUGACAGCCAAGAUAAUCACGGCGCAAUGGACAUUGACGAUGAACAACAAGAAAGAAUGAGUAUGACUCCGCUAACAAACGGGGACAUAUUGGAUCACACCAGAACCGGCUUCGAAGAUAUCAACGAACUGUCGCUUCCAUCAUUUCAGAACGAAGAUACACGGCACAACACAUUCGAUGACCGGUCGUGUGACUUCGAUUUUAAAGAGUUUGGCAUCGAGCUGGGUGGCAAUAUGAACAUGGACACAGAAUGCUAUAUGAAUACAGAGUUCAUUCCGAACCUAUUCGGCCGCGGUCACAUGCCUCCAUGUGACCCAUUACUUGGCGGAGUACUAUCGAGGCCGGCGCCGAGACCCGCUCAUAAAAUUUAUUCCUGGGACAAAAAUGAAUUCGACGCCACCUGACCCGUACUUGCGCAGUUACACCCAGGUGUCGCUCUCUAACGAUGCUAAACUAUGAUCUCUGAACCGUAUGUCAAUAAUUGAGUGAGUUGACGUAUAUCGGUUACGUAAAUAGGAAUAAACAAUUGCUCUCCUCUUAAAGUUGGCUAGACUAGAUUUGUUUAAAAGUAAAUAUAGAAAGUACGGUGUGGCGCUACUGGGUAGCGGUUUCAUGUAACUUACGCUAGUCUCUACGCUUGGUGACCCGAGAUACUUCCAUGAUCGUGACUAUAAGGACUAAAUAUUAAGUGCAUUGUCAGAACACAUAGUGUUGACAUUAAUUGAGUGGAUGAUUUUCUACGGUACUUAAAAUGAUACAUAUGUUUGUAUCAAUAGCUUUUAAUUAGUUUAAGGUUUUGUGUUAUUUAUAAGCGAGUGUGAAGCGUUUCGUCACCUUUGUGUGCGCAGUGACAUACUUGGCUCACGUAAUUAUAAAUCCAUUUUAUUUACUGAGGCAUAUCUACUUAUGUAUAUAAUGAUUGUUUAUUAAUUUAAUACUCAACAUAGUUGUGGAUUUCUGCAUUCCGCCCGACGACUAAAACUUAGGAAAAAUUAUAGGGAUAGUCUUACCUUGUCGAGACGAAAUCUGCUCAAAGUUUAGUUACCCAAAACACUAUUGCCUAACAUUAGUAAUAUCUGAUCUUGUGCAAACUGAAAAUAGCAGUUAUUUCGUCUUAAUCGGAAGAAUACUAUUUCCCAAAAUACCAAUAAGUGACAUUCCAGUCUUGUUGAAAUGCAAAAGUGGCAAUAAGCAAACUUGUCUCUUCUAAAGCUCUAACCCAAUAUGAAAUUUGGUUGAAAUUCAAAUAAUUUAUUAUCAAUUACAGAGGCAAGUUGCAUAUUCACAAGCCAUCGUCAUGGGUGGGACCAGCUUGGGAUCAAUUAUAGAUACGGUUUCAAUUAGUUAAAGUAGGGAGCCAACUCUUUCACAUUGUAAAAAAUUAUGUAGGCACUCUUUGUUCCGUUGUUGAUUCUUUACCUUUAACUUCCACUCGUAUUUAAGUCUAGCCCUUGUAUUUUGGUGUUGUUGUGGUGUAUAUGCUUCUACAAAAUGUUUAGUAAUUUGUUUAAUAUGUUUUAAUUUAAAAGAAUUUUUAGUAAUAUUGUAUCAACAUAACAUUCUUGAAAAUGUAUCAUUCCACUGUUAUCGUCUAAAACUUAGGAUAGGUGCACAGUAGUCAUUUUAGGGAAUUUAAAGAGUGUUUGCAUAAUUUUUUAAUUGCGUUAUUCGUGACUUAUUUAUUUAUUUAUAUCUCAUGUAACAUACCUUCCUAUGUAAAAAUGUUGUGUAUUAGGGUUAUUUUUCGCGUUCAUCACCGCUUAGCACUUAACUUAAGGAUUUAUUAAAAUCGGAGACCAAAUUGCCAUUAUUUGCAUUUAUAUUUAAUUUAAUAUUUGACGCCUGGGAUGACAACGAAUGUGGCUUCACUGCUGCGUAUGUGCCAAUAUAUUUCACUGAUUACAUAAAUGUCAAUACUAUAAGAUUUGAAAUACUUCCAUGUGUAGUUUAUUGAUUUUCGUAUAAGUCUGUGGUCUGGUAUGAAACGGUGGUAACAUGUGACGGCACUUCAAGCCCGCGCUUGGAGUUCAGUCGCAUUUGGAAUGGUGCUAUAAACGUUAGGUAUGCGAAGAAUGUUUAGUAAAAUAUAUGUAGAUUUUAUAUCGUAUAUAAAUCGCCAUUUUUGUUUAAUUACCCAUUAUUUAUUACAAUAUGGGAUAGUUGCUAAUAUUUUAUAAUGAUUUAGUAAAAUCGUACAUAACAUAUUUCUAAAAUAUUGGUUUUCUUUGUUUACUAAACGUAAGUAAUAUUCCAUUAAAUAAAUAAAUUAAAAUAAUUUCGUGUAGCAUAAAUAUAUUUAUAUAUUUUAGGAUUGCUCAUCAAAAUUGUACCUAUCCUUUAGCCAAAUAUUUAAAGCACUAAAGGGAUUUUAGUACUAUUCCCGUAUUGGGCCUAGUAUGUUCUUAAGCCUUGUAUGAAAAUAUUGAAGAUUAGUGUAAAACAGUGUAAAAUGUCAUUUAACGAAAAGCAAGUGUUAUAUCGUUGUUAUGCGUGUAUAUCUCAUUUGUAAUUUCAUUUAGUAAUUAGUACUUGCAAUAUUAGCGUGAUCACAUAGUUUAAAAUUAAAAACAUAUCAUUUAUGUCAAUAGAAACCUCCAAAACCAUAACAGAUUUUAGUACACGCACAACAUCAUCGAUUAUGCCUGCUUAAGUAAAUUUGAAGUCUAUCUAUCAAGUGAGAUUAUUUUUUUUUCGAUUAUUUGUUAAUUGUUACAAUUAUUUUAGGAGAGUUUUAACAUUUGUUUUUUUUUUCAAACAUAAUAUUAAUGUAAUGAAGUGAUACAUAGUGCUACAUCUGAGUAACUGUUUAAAAUAAACAUUACUAUAGUGGAUAUAGAUUAACUGGCUUCGUUAUAUUGCGUGUUUAACUAUAGUUAAGGUUUGUAUGUAUGUAUAUUAACGUAUAUUUGAUAUUAUCGGAAAAUAUUCACUUACAUUCAUAAGUCUUUUAUUAGGGGAUAUAAACCCAAUAUAUGGCAGAGCCAAGUUUUCAUGAUCAUUAUGUGAUAAUCACUUAAGUCGAAAAUGUAAAAGUAUUUGGAUAGUUUUUUACCUUGCCGUAUAAUGAAGCCUUGUAAAUACUUACCAAGCCUUUAUUAGCUUAAGAAAAGAUUGUUGAUAAAAAAUUAAAA